AUGCGAUUUUUGGCCUUUAUUGCCCCUGCUCUCUUUCCCUCUCUUCCCCCUCUCUCUCUCUCUCUCUCUCUCUCUCUCUCUCUAUCUAUCUAUCUAUCCCUCUCUAUCUCUUCCAACUCUCUCUCCUUCUACCUGAUUGAUCUCGUCUCUCUCUCUGUGUCUCAUUCUCUCUCACUUGAGAUCAAAGCUGUCUCUCUCUGUCUCUGUCUAUCUCUCUCUCACGCUCUCUCCUGCGGUCUUUGGCCUUCAUUGCCCUUCCAUUACUUCUACAACCUAUCUCUCUCUUUCUCUCUCUCUCUCUCUCUCUCUCUCUCUCUCUCUUCGCAUCUAUAUAUAUAUUGUGAAAAUGCAUGGCUUCUUUCUUUCCUUCUCUCUUUCUCUGAAUGUUUCUCUUUCUGUCACUCUCUCAUUGCCUCUCUUAAGGUACUCUCCUUAUUUCUCUUCUUUAAACUGCGUUUUGGUAUCUCACAUGUGUACACUUUAAAAUAUAUAUAUGAUUCCAGUAAACCCACAAAACAAGUUAUUUGA
This is a messenger RNA of Acanthosepion pharaonis, 528 nucleotides long. Lineage: Eukaryota; Metazoa; Mollusca; Cephalopoda; Sepiida; Sepiidae. The record is from the annotation of a GenBank genome assembly.